CGGGGUAUCGCUAACGCUUCCCUUCAACGGAAAAGUAAACAAAGUUUCAGCAACUAACUUUCCGCGGUGUUUUUAACCGGUUAUGAAUCCUGUUCCAACGUGGGACCAACUCAUAACAGCUCAACUGUUAAGAUACAAUUUGGUGAGUGGUGUUCUUCUCUUGACCAGGCAUGGUCAGCCUGCAUACACUUAUGGAGAACUGGACAUCAACCCAACUGUGGAGGAAUCAAAACAUUUCAUCCAGGCAUUCAGACUGAGCCAGUCACAACAGACACCUCAGAAUGACACAUUCAUUGUUCAGUUUAAAAAUGGACAGAAAGUAAACUUUACAGUUUACAAAAGAUCUUUCUGCAGUAUCUACGCCACAUCUAACGGGAACAGGGAUGGUCUGAUCAUCUGCAAUCUACCCCACGGUGUUAUGUUGUGUACCUACCAUCUCCCCGUCCAGUCAGGGCAGGUUAUCACCCUGGUGGAACGUUUCUGUGACGUACUCAGGGCGUGAGGACCAGCGUAUAUAACACAGGUCAUACAUAUUAAAGAAGAGUAGCAAGUCUGGUGACAUGCUCAGGGUGUCAGGACACAGUAUAUGUACCUGUCAUACAUAUAUUGAAGGAGUGUGAUGACAUAUGCUACGGGUGUUAGGACUACUGCUGUCAGCACCUGUCAUUCAUAUUGAAGGAGAGUGGGGUGCAGGCCAAAUACUAGUAUCUGAUGACCACUGAUCAUGAUCACAACAGAAGGCUCAGGUAGGCAAGACAAGGCCUGCUGGUUGUUGAAUGAUAGACAACCAAUAUACACGGAUAGUCACAUGCUAAGACUUUAAGGACAAUAAAAAACUGAAACACACAAGGAUGUUUAGAUGAAGAUCGAAUGCUGGAAGGAAAAAGGAAAUGGUUGUCUGUUGAGUUAUAUAAUAAAGGAAGCAUUCUUAGUACUGAGGCUCACUAAUUAAAGCAACUGUUAAAUUUAUUGGAUGAUUUUGUCUCUUUGGGAUUGUUCAAGUUAUAAUGUUUGCAAUAAAAUUAUCAUUAUAUUGUG
Molecule: messenger RNA, 1038 nt
Organism: Pecten maximus
Lineage: Eukaryota; Metazoa; Mollusca; Bivalvia; Pectinida; Pectinidae
Exons: 4
Coding region: 83-502 (139 amino acids)
Molecular function (GO): actin binding
Source: RefSeq, a predicted model, not a curated record